ACCCUCCACACCUUAAAUACUCUUAUUAUUCUUCUGCCUCCACACACACACACACACACACAACGAACAGCUCGAGAAUCAACAAUGGCGAAACUUGGCGAAGGAGAUAAACGUUGGAUCGUGGAAGAUCGUCCCGAUGGGACCAACGUCCACAACUGGCACUGGUCGGAGACCGAUUGUCUCGAUUGGUCUAGGAAUUUCCUCAGUAACCUUCUGGGCAACAAAACCCUUCUCUCCGGCGAAGGGAAUCUCUUCAUCAAGACCAAAAAGCUCGACAAGCUUGAGGGCGAGGCUUACGUUAACGUUCGCAAGGGGAAAAUCAUACCCGGGUACGAGUUGAAUUUGGUUCUAUCGUACGAGGCGGAGGCCAAAGAUUCCGACGGAAAAUCCGUUCUUUUGACCACCGAGGGUUCUGUCGAAGUGCCCUACAUCUCCGACGAGAACGCCGGCGAGGAUCCCGAGAUUAGAAUCACUAUCAAAGACGAUGGGCCGGUGGGGAAGAGGUUGAAGGAUGCGUUUAUCGCCAAGGGGAAGCCUUUUGUGUUCGAAAAAAUUAGGGAAUACGUCGAUGUAAUGUCGAAAGGUGGGCCUGCUAAGGACGAUUUGGAAGUCAAGAAAGUCUCCGUGAAGAAACCAGUUUCUGGAUCUGCCGCCGCUGCGGCGGCGGCGGCGCCGCCGCCUAAGGCUGGAGGUUCGAGUGAGAAGGAGGGUAAGAAGAAAGAGAAGAAAAAGGAAGGGUUCAAGACUAUAACAAUGACGGAGAAGUUUAGCUGUAGGGCAAAAGAUCUGUACGAGAUUCUGCUCGAUGAAAAUCGGUGGAAGGGUUUCACUCAGAGCAAUGCGAAGAUAGUUAAGGAGGUUGGCGGCGAGUUCAGUAUUUUCGACGGCUCUGUGACAGGGAAGAACAUGGAGUUGCAGGAGGGGAAGUUGAUUGUUCAGCAAUGGAGAUUCGGAAGCUGGCCCGACGGCAUUGUGUCCACGGUUCGGCUAACUUUCGAGGAGCCCAAUUCCGGGACGACAGUUGUCAAGCUUACACACACUGAUGUACCUGAGGAAGACAGAUACGGGAAUGCGACAGUGGUGGAAAACACGGAGAGGGGAUGGAGAGAUCUUAUAUUCCACAGAAUUCGCGGAGUUUUCGGUUUUGGAAUAUGAAUUAAUUACUCGUUUUUAAUCUAAUUUGUAGAACUUUGUUAUGUUUCAUUCUACUGCAAGUAUCAUGGGAUAUAAUUUGAAGUAUUUGGUCGGUCACCAAGCCCCUAGUUAUGUGGGUGCUGUUGAGUCGAUUUAAAGACUGAUGAAACUUCAGCAAAACUCGCUCGUCAUUCAUUCAUCUUUAUGUUUGAACAUUAUAUUCGAUGAGGAUUGGAAAUUUUAUUUUUGUUAUA
This is a messenger RNA of Erythranthe guttata (spotted monkey flower), 1388 nucleotides long. Its product is annotated as Aha1 domain-containing protein. The record is from RefSeq and is a predicted model, not a curated record. Gene Ontology annotation, cellular component: cytosol. Lineage: Eukaryota; Viridiplantae; Streptophyta; Magnoliopsida; Lamiales; Phrymaceae. Gene Ontology annotation, molecular function: protein-folding chaperone binding; ATPase activator activity. Gene Ontology annotation, biological process: positive regulation of ATP-dependent activity; protein folding.